UAGCCAGAAGCCAGCACAUCCACUCCAGCCAUCGAGGCAAACGAUACUAGCUACAUAGGCGACAAGCGAAACUCAUCCGAAUCGACCAUGUAUUCCCCCGUAGCGGUAUUCUUCCUCGCGGUUCUCUCGGUGGCGGCUGCGGCGCCGUCAGGCCUAUGGGCACCCGGAGCUGCCCUGGCCGGGCCGAUCCUGGGACCCGCUGCGCUCAGCGGACCCAUCGCAGGACCCUCGGCCCUCGCCGGACCUGCCAUCGGACCUGCUCGCAUCUCCGGUGCCGUAGAUGGUGGUGCAGUGGUGACUGGUGCCGUUGCCGGCCCUUCAUUGGUCUCCGGUAGCGUAAGUGGACACUCUGCCAUCGCUGCUCCAUGGGGAGCUAUCGCUGCUCCAUGGGGAGCGCCUUGGGGAGCCGUGUUGGCCGGUCCGGCAGCAGGUCCAGCUGCCCUUUCCGGCCCGAUCGCUGCCCCAGCUUACAUCGCUGGACCAUCCGGCAGCAUAGCAGCUGGAGCAGCCGGAGUCGGUAGCAUUUAUCGCGCCGAUGCCGGGAAAUAUUGGUAAUCAUGCUGGACGAACGACCAUUCACGACUGAUCUCCUCCGAUGACUGCCAUUCUGAAAACGACCGCGCCACGAUCUCCGUCAUUUACCGCUAGUACCUCCGUCACUGUAUCGUUUAUAUGUAUUCUGUGUACAUAACAACACGUAUAUCGUUUAUAUAAAUAUUAUAUGUAUGAUAAUAAAUGCAUGCCACUUUGAAGAGGAA
Messenger RNA from Ceratina calcarata, 758 nucleotides. Its product is annotated as tetra-peptide repeat homeobox protein 1-like. The record is from RefSeq and is a predicted model, not a curated record. Bases 88 to 555 code for a protein of 155 amino acids. The transcript is spliced from 2 exons. NCBI's taxonomy places the organism in Eukaryota, Metazoa, Arthropoda, Insecta, Hymenoptera, Apidae.